Spathaspora passalidarum NRRL Y-27907 is the source of this 4859-nucleotide messenger RNA. RefSeq lists its product as uncharacterized. The record is from RefSeq and is a predicted model, not a curated record. Gene Ontology annotation, cellular component: cytosol. The transcript has a single exon. The coding region runs from base 37 to 4812 and encodes 1591 amino acids. Lineage: Eukaryota; Fungi; Ascomycota; Pichiomycetes; Serinales; Debaryomycetaceae.
AGCUAUAAUCAAUACAAAAUACAUCGCUAUUCACCAAUGUCACAUUCUGGAAGUGGCCAUUCUUCUCGCCAGUACUUAGGAACGGGACAAAAUCCGGCCACAAACAGUUCUGGUGGUGUAGCUGGUGGUGCAGGCAAUUCAGCUCCUGGAGACUCCCUAGGAAUCAAUAACCAACCUCAGGUGCUAACUGGAGCAAGUCCUAAUAUCGUUGCCGGUGGCACCACCAGUGCCGUGGACAUCCCUCCUGAUAUGGCUGUACUAUUGCUGAAACUAGAUCAGGACUUCAUGGUUGACAAGACCAUUGACCAGUGGACCUAUAUUAACCGUCGUGAAGAGAUUAUGCAGUCGAUUACCCGUUUGCACCAACGUCAACAGCAACAACAGCUGGACGAUUGGGCCGUGUUGGAUCCCGACCAAUUGGAAACUCCAUUGAAUCCUAGACGACUGUUUGACAUACAACAGGAUAGUCCUAGUGAUUUGGUUAAUAUAUUGGAAUCAAGAGCCAGGAUAUACAAGUCUGAGACCGCAUUCAUGGUGUUGGAUAUCCGGGGUAAAGAAGUGAGUUCAAUCACAUGGGAGAAGCUAUAUUUGAAGGCAGUCAAGGUAUGUUACGAAAUAUUACACAAGCUAUCCUUGACUAAUAAUGAUACCGUGGUGUUGUUGUAUAAGGAUGGAGAAGUUGCCGAGUUUGUCGUGGCAUUAUUUGGCUGUUUUAUGGCUGGGGUCACUGCCAUUCCUAUUCAUCAGGACAUUUCACUAACUGAAGUGUUGGAAAUCAUUAAAUUAACUUCAACCAAGUUGUUGCUUUAUUCGGAAACCGUGGCUAAGGAGUUGGAUCGUUUGAAUACACAAGCCCAACCGAUUAAUUGGCCCUCAAAAUUAAUGAGAUGGAGAACCACCGAAUUUGGUUCUGCCAAAAAGUCAGAAUUAAGCCACUGGCAAAUGAAGCAAUCACAAAGAAAAAGAUCAAACAGUCAAACACAAACCCAAAAUAAUCAAAAUUUGGCCUAUGUGGAAUUUUCACGUUCACCUUUGGGAGAAUUACGAGGUAUUGCCCUAAGUCAUCGUACCAUAUCUCACCAAAUGAAUUGUCUAAAUGUUGCCCUUCUGAGCUUGCCUAAUUCGGACAAUCUCCAACGCAGUUAUACGCAAUAUCAACGUAAUUGCAAGGUUGUCUUGGCAACGUUGGAUAUCAGAUUUUCAAUCGGGAUAAUCAUGGGGAUACUAUUUACGGUGUAUUCAGGAAAUGUCCACAUAUGGGCCCCACAACGAGUGAUGGAAGUUCAAGGGUUGUAUGCCAAUAUCAUCUCCAAAUGUAAAGCGUCGUUAUUGCUUGCCGAUUAUAUCGGUCUAAAGCGAGUCACGUAUGAUUAUCAACAGUCACCCAAUGCCACACGGUAUUUCUCCAAGACCCAAAGAGUGGACUUUUCUUCGGUCAAGUGGGUAUUGGUCAAUGCAUUGACUAUCGAUGGAGAAUUUGUCGAGAUUCUUUCCCAGCGUUAUUUACGACCUUUGGGGUGUCAACGUCCAGAUAAUGCGGUUAUUCCGAUGUUGACAUUGAGUGAUUAUGGAGGAAUGGUUAUUUCAUUACGAGAUUGGAUUGGCAGCCAAGAAAAGUUGGGGGUUCCCUUGGGAGAUGACGAUGAUUCUAGCGACCUUUCAUCUGUGCUUAUUGAUAAAGAAGCUCUUUCCCGAAAUAUCGUGAAAAUUGUCGAAACUAAUCCUAGCGCAUUUGAUGAUAUCAGUCAUGAUUUGUUGCGGGUGGACGCUUUUGGAUAUCCUAUCCCUGAUGCCACCCUUGCUGUGGUCAAUCCUGAACUGUCAAUAUUAGUAUCUAAAGGUGAAUUGGGUGAGAUUUGGAUUGACUCUCCUUGUCUUUCGGGUGGAUUCUACGGUUUACGUAAGGAGUCAAAGCUGAUUUUUAGAGCUAGGUGUCGAGGAGCAUAUGGAUAUUUGGAAAUGGAGUUUUUACGGACAGGACUUUUAGGAUUCACAUAUAAUGGGAAGGUAUAUGUUCUUGGGUUAUAUGAAGACAGAAUUCGACAACGAGUUAGUUGGAUCGAUCAGAAACUAUACAAGAAAUUAAACCGAGAUCUCAUCAUUGGUAAUAAUGGAUCUAGAUACCAUUACUCGUCUCACUUGUUGGCAACUUUGGCUCGUGAAGUAAAGCAAGUUUAUGAUUGUACUAUAUUUGAUAUUUUCAUCGGUAACGAAUACUUGCCGGUGGCGAUUGUGGAAGCCGAGGUGAUACGAAAAACUGUUGAAGAUUCCAAUCAGGAUUCUAAUGAAGCUGCUGAUGAUUAUGUUAGUAGUAGUGCAGUGCCAUUGAACGAGCCUGUGCUUAACGCUAUUGCCCAGAAAUGUUUUGACACAUUGUACCGUCGUCAUUUUCUCCGUUUGUAUUGUGUGCUUGUGGUUGAUUGUGAUACGUUACCCAAAAUCAUGAGAAGUGGUGGGAGAGAAAUCGCCAAUAUGUUGUGUAAGAAACGAUUCCUUGAAGGUAGUCUACGGGCAGAGUUUGUGAAAUUUUUCGUGAGGAAAUCCAUUAGUAUGAUCCCCCAUGGUGAAGAUAUAAUUGGUGGUAUUUGGUCUCCUUAUGUGUCUGAAUUGAGAUCUAUGGCCUUGGCUAAUUUCCCUAACCAAUACUCAAAUGUUGAUUAUCGUGACAGUUCAUUAGAUGAUAAAACGGGUGCUCCGUUGACUGAUUUCAAAACCAUUAUUGAUAUUUUAAAGUUUAGAGUGGCUAGAUCGGGUGAUUCGAUUGCAUUCCACAAUUUGGACAAUGGUAGUAGUAGUAGUAAAUCCAAGCCGUUAACAUGGAAGAAAUUGGAGCAUAGAGCAUACUCGGUUUGUCAUUACUUGAUUGAAAAGGCGUCAAUUAAACCGGGCCAAUAUGUGAUUCUUAUGUAUUCUCUUUCCGAGGAGUUUGUUGUUGCCGUGUAUGCCUGUUUAAUCUGUGGGAUAAUUCCAAUUCCCAUGUUGCCGUUUGAUUCCAAUCGUAUUGGUGAAGACUUCCCUGCUUUUGUUGGUGUCAUUAAGGAUUUUGACGUCAGUGAGAUUCUUGUUAAUGAUGAAGUUGAGAAGUUCCUCAAGAAUGGUCCUGUUGCUGAUUCUUUAAAGAAGAUUAGUCAUAAAAAGGUCAAGGCAUUGCGAAUUAAAAACACGGUGAAACUAACCAAGUUGAGCAAUAUCGCCCUGUUGAAUUCCAAGAUUGCCACCUAUCAAGCCGCAGUCAAUUUCCGGGAUUCUCAUACCACCGCCAUGGUGUGGUUGAAUUUUACCAGUGAUCAUUAUCGUGUGGGUACAGUUUUGAGUCAUCUGAACAUUAUCGGUAUGUGUAAGGUGUUUAAGGAAACUUGCAAUUUGAACUCGAAGACUCCAAUUGUGGGGUGUGUUAGACAUGCAUCGGGUAUUGGAUUCAUCCAAGCAUGUUUGCUAGGCGUUUUCUUAGGAACCACCACGUAUUUGGUUUCGCCGGUGAGUUAUGCUGAGAAUCCCUUGCAAUUCUUCCUUACCCUUGCCCGAUAUAAGGUCAAAGAUGCUUUUGUUACUGAACAAAUGCUUAAGUAUGCUGCGAUCAAGUUUUCUCCUAAGGGAUUCAACUUGAGUAAUUUGAAAAAUAUGAUGAUCAGUACGGAGAAUAGACGAGUGGAGAUUGAUUUCUUGCGAAAGAUAUCCAAGGUAUUUAGUCCCACUAAGUUAAGCGCGGCUGCUAUGUCAACCGUAUACAACCAUUAUUUCAACCCGAUGAUUUCAACAAGAUCGUACAUGACUGUGGCACCCGUUGAUUUGUACUUGGACCCAUUGGCGCUCAGACAAGGGUAUGUAUCUGUGGUGAAUCAGGCUGAUUUCCCUAACGCAUUACACAUUCAGGAUUCCGGUAUGGUGCCUGUGUGUACUGAAAUUGCGAUUGUUAACCCUGAAACGAGACGAGUAUGUAAAGAAGGCGAGUUUGGAGAGAUUUGGGUCAAGUCGGAUGCAAAUUUGAACUCGUUUACUAAUGGACCCAAGGGCCCAGUUGAUAGUUUAAGUCAAGCUCAGUUUAAUGCUCAGAUUGUGGGAGGCGAUCCACAGCUGAAGUAUGCCAGAACUGGGGAUUUGGGAUUUUUGCAUCAUAUUUCCAUCACCAAGAAUGACGGUGGGGAAAAUGGUCAAGAAGGCGGUGAGGCUGGUGGCGGUCGUCGUUCCAGUAACAUUACUUCAUUCCAGCCAUUAUUUGUGUUGGGUAAAAUUGCCGACACGUUUGAAGUGAUGGGGUUGCAUCAUUUCCCAAUUGACAUUGAGAAUACUAUUGAGUCAUGUCACCUGGAUAUUUACAACAAUGGCUCGUGUGUGUUUAAGUGCUCUGAUUAUACUAUUGUUGUUUGUGAGUCUAAACGGACAAGAUAUUAUUCAAGUUUAGUGCCAUUGAUUGUCAAUACGGUAUUCAGUAAGCAUCAUAUUAUUAUCGAUAUUGUGGCGUUUAUCAAAAAGGGAGAAUUCCCCAUCUCCAGAUUAGGUACGAAACAACGAGCAAGAAUUGUCGAUGCUUGGGUUCAAGGGGUUAUUCCACUCAGUGCAUCUUAUGGGGUCAAUUAUGGUGAGAAUAGUAUGAUUAAGCUUAUCAAAGAUAUUGAUGUUGUAGCUAGAGAAGACCCAGUUAUGGGAUUAAAGAAUCCUGCUCUUAGUUAUUAUGAUACAGACAUGGAUGAUGAUGUAUUUGCUGAUGAUCGCCAACCAUUGACGUUGAACCAAGCACAACCUUCUGGUAAUGCGGUAUUUAAUAAUUCUGGUGCUUUUGAGAGUAAUCUGACAUCAGAGAUAAUAAUGUAACUUUGUACGAACGUUUUUUAUUUAUUUAAUGUAUACUAUGUAAUUGA